AUGCCCACCCCGCAAAAAGUUCGUCGGCAAAGCACACAAGUUUCUGAUAAACACAUACCCACAACACAACAACCUUGUACCACAGCCCCCGCACAACCUUGCACCACAGCUGUUGGACUGCAGCAGGACAAAACCAAGAGAGAGCAAAGCAUGUGGCAACAGCAACCACCCUCCUAUCCUUCGGCCCCUGGCGCCUACCCGCCUCCGUACGGCUCCACUGCGCCCUACCCGCCUCCCGGUUCUGCGGCAGGCCCCGCUGGCUAUCCGCCCCGCUACCCGCCCCCUCCCGGUACUGGGUCGCAGCCCGGCUAUCCGCCGCAGCCACAGUCCCAGUAUCCGCCGCCUCAGUCCCAGCCCGGCUAUCCCGGCACCUACCCGCCCCAGUCCUAUCCUCCGCCGCAAACACAACAGCAGCCUCAGCUCUGGGCGUCGUCGUACUAUAAUCAAGUCCAGCAGCAAGAGCUGUCCGAGCUCCAGAAGUGGUUCAACAGUGUAGAUAGGGAUCGCAGCGGUGCCAUUUCGGCCAACGAGCUCGCCAACGUCGCAGUGGGUGGCAUUCGGCUGGGCAUCGACCUUGCCAUUAAGCUGGUGAGGAUAUUCGAUGUGGACGGUAAUGGACAAAUUGACUUCAGGGAGUACGCCUCCCUCCACAAGUUCCUGCUCAGCAUGCAGCAAGUGUUCUCCAUGGGCGACAAGGACCGCAACGGACGGUUGGAUUCGAGAGAGAUCCACGAGGCGCUGCGGACAGGCGGAUUCAACAUGUCUUACAAUACGUCGCACGCGCUCUACCGUAAAUACGAUACCACGGGCUACGGCUUGGACAUGGCCCAGUGGAUCGCUCUCGUGGCGCAUGUGGCGAUGACACGAACGGCCUUCGAGACCAGAGAUCGGGAGCGGAAGGGCCAGAUCGUCUUCAACUUUGAUCAGCUCUUGGAGUUCUCCGCCGCCAUUUGA
Messenger RNA from Acanthamoeba castellanii str. Neff, 954 nucleotides. Its product is annotated as EF hand domain containing protein. Gene Ontology annotation, molecular function: calcium ion binding. The record is from RefSeq and is a predicted model, not a curated record. Lineage: Eukaryota; Discosea; Longamoebia; Acanthamoebidae. The coding region runs from base 1 to 954 and encodes 317 amino acids. The transcript has 7 exons.